Messenger RNA from Prorocentrum cordatum, 267 nucleotides. Lineage: Eukaryota; Dinophyceae; Prorocentrales; Prorocentraceae. The record is from the annotation of a GenBank genome assembly.
GUGACAGCGAAAGACUGGGCCACCAGGCGCACGCAGAGCAUCAGGGUCGAGAACGCGUCGACGCUGAAGGAGGAGGAAGUCGACAGGGUCCUGAAGGAAUCGACGAAGAUGUGGCUCACCGACUGGGAGCGGAUGGAGAACGCAGAGAACGAGUACGCAGCGGAGCGCCUGGCCAGUCAGACCACGGAGCUGAUCCUGAACAGGCCGGACAGGGUACCACUAGACGUGCAGCAGACGCUCUGGGAGGUCGUCGGGAGGCUGGAGAAG